CCUCCAGUUAAUGUCCCCUGUUUUACUUUGUUUCUUCCCACUAGACUGACACCUGUCGGCGUUUGUUUCAUGAUUGCCGGCGCCAUCAUGCCAGUAGAUGACAUUCCAGGAACAUUUGCCAGUCUGGGAUUCUUUAUUCUCAGCGUAGUGGUUGGCUCUGUGAUCAACACCAUCGUCACUCUCCUGCUAUUCCUCGUGUGCACACGGCAUAGUCCCUUCAAAUUCUUCCGUCACUGUCUCAAAGCCUGGUUUGUGGCUUUUGCGACAACUAGCCCCAUUGUCGCUAUUCCAGAAAUGUAUCAGGGCUGCGAUGAUUACGGUGUGGACAAGGACAUUUCGAGGUUCACCUGUCCGUUGGUUACCACUCUGAAGGCUGACGGGCCAGCAAUUUUCAUCUCCAGUGCUGCUAUGUUUGUUACUCAAUUCACUUUGGGAUCCAUAUCAGCUGGCACCGCAGUUGUUAUUUGGUUGUUGACUUCGGCUUCGGUUUUCGCAAUCCCACAUAUUCCAAGUGCCAGCAUAGUCAUUACAAUCACUAUUCUUACCUCACUCGGGGUACCGGCAGAGGCUGCCUCCCUUCUCUACGCAAUAGACUGGUUUCUGUAA
Messenger RNA from Dibothriocephalus latus, 606 nucleotides. Lineage: Eukaryota; Metazoa; Platyhelminthes; Cestoda; Diphyllobothriidea; Diphyllobothriidae. The record is from the annotation of a GenBank genome assembly.